AUGUUCACAGUCAAGGGCACUGCGAUUCGAGCAUCACGCCCCCUUACGGUGGGUGCCACACGGGCCCGCCUAUCGCGGUGUCGUGCCGAGUCGACCGCCUCAUCUACUUCGGCCUUGGCCUACAAGGCCAUUCACAGUCGCAUUCAUCCUCUCCCUACGCCCGAGACGCCUUCGUCCUGGUCAGCGCAGGCGGCCGUUUCCAACAUUCUCUACGAAACUCCGUCACCCGCUAUCACGCCCGCCAAGCGUCACAUACUCAAUUGUCUAGUUCAGAAUGAGCCAGGCGUGCUCUCCCGUCUAUCGGGAAUUCUCGCGGCGCGUGGCUUCAACAUUGACUCGUUAGUCGUCUGCCACACCGAGGUUGAAGAUCUAUCCCGUAUGACUAUUGUCCUCUCCGGCCAGGACGGAGUGGUCGAGCAAGCCCGUCGCCAACUCGAAGACCUCGUGCCAGUCUGGGCUGUGCUCGAUUACACUAAUGCCCCGCUUGUCCAGCGUGAGCUGCUGCUAGCCAAAAUUAAUAUCCUUGGCCCCGAAUACUACGAAGAGCUCCAAGCACAUCAUCGUGAGAUCACUGCAGGUUCCAACGCUGAUUCUGCGACGCCCCCAUCAGCUACCAAUCGGACUGAUAACGAGUUCCACCCGCGCAAGAUGGUCAUUUCCCAGGCCUUACGCCACAAGCAUCAGCAUCUCAAGAGCAUUACAUAUUUGGCUCAUCAAUUUGGCGGUAAGGUGCUUGAUAUCAGCACUAAUAGCUGUAUCGUCGAAGUGUCAGCAAAAUCUACCCGCAUCGAUUCUUUCAUGAAGCUCAUUGCCCCAUUUGGUAUACUCGAAUCCGCUCGGACUGGUCUUAUGGCACUUCCCCGAUCUCCCCUGUACGGGCCUAAUGAAUCUGAUCAAAGUAAAGAUGCCGAAGAUAUUGUCGAUGCUAGCACAUUACCACCCGGCUAA
Blumeria graminis f. sp. triticale is the source of this 948-nucleotide messenger RNA. The record is from the annotation of a GenBank genome assembly. Lineage: Eukaryota; Fungi; Ascomycota; Leotiomycetes; Helotiales; Erysiphaceae.